This is a messenger RNA of Prunus avium (sweet cherry), 2619 nucleotides long. RefSeq names its product rab escort protein 1-like. The record is from RefSeq and is a predicted model, not a curated record. Gene Ontology annotation, cellular component: Rab-protein geranylgeranyltransferase complex; nucleus; cytosol. Gene Ontology annotation, molecular function: GDP-dissociation inhibitor activity. Gene Ontology annotation, biological process: small GTPase-mediated signal transduction; protein geranylgeranylation; vesicle-mediated transport. NCBI's taxonomy places the organism in Eukaryota, Viridiplantae, Streptophyta, Magnoliopsida, Rosales, Rosaceae.
AAUUGAUGAAUUUCCUAAAACCCGGCCCGGCCAUUUUGUAAUUUUCAUCUCCCUCCCUAUCAAAGCACCUCUCCAUCUUCUCUCUUCUCUCUGAAACCCUAAUCUCCGGGGGAGAAUCUAUCACUCCUCGUCGCAUUUCCGUUCAUCACGCCCUUGGCGGUGGCCCUGGUACUCCCAGCCCCCCUUGUAAUCGCUACCUGUGCAAGUUGAGUUGGGUGGUUUGGUAGAGGGGGAAGAUUCGGAAGACUAGCAGACGCAUGAAUCUUCAGUUUUUCAUCUGAACUUGUUCUCCGUGGUAGUGUAACAGGUUCGUGUGCAAAUAAGGGUUUUUAACUUGACUCUUGCAAGCAUAAUACUGCCCUCACCGACUGCCAUGAGUGGAUUCUUCUGUCCUGGGGGUCCAAUCAAACCCACAACUUUCGAUCUUAUUGUCAUUGGAACAGGCAUCCCUGGAUCAGUAAUUGCCGCCGCAGCUUCUGCUGUUGGAAAAACUGUCCUCCACCUUGACCCCAACCCAUUUUAUGGCAGCCACUUCGCCUCUCUCCCCCCAAAUGACCUCACCUCCUUCCUCAAUUCCCAUUCUACAGAUCACAUCACCACUGCCACCAUUAACACCACCUCUAUUGAUCCUAGUCUCGACCAUGAUUACAUUGCCAUAGACUUGAAACCCCAGUUGUUAUACUCUAAUAUUGAGACUGCCACCUAUGCCCCUGAAAUCCUUGCAAAACAUUGCCCGAGAGAAUUCACCAUCGACCUUGGAGGUCCUAGGUUGCUAUUCCCUGCUGACAAAGCCACUGACCUUUUGAUGAAAUCCGGACUGAAAUUGUAUGUUGAAUGUGGAUUCUUGGAAUUCAAGAACAUCGGUGAAAUUUUCGUUUGUGAUGAGAGUGGGCAAUUAAGGAAUAUUCCACACUCGCGAAUAGAAAUGUUUAAAGACAGGAGCCUAAGCCUUAAAGAGAAAAGUAUGUUAGCAAGGUUCUUCAAGUUUCUUGAGCAGUACUUGGAAGCCUCUCAUGGUAUUGGCGGUGACCAAGAAGGGAGCCACAAUAGUGAAAGUUCCAAGAUUUCAGAGGAGGACUUGGAGAGUCCCUUUAUUGACUUCAUAAAUAGAAUGCAGUUGCCACCCAAAAUAAAAUUGAUUAUUCACUGCAUUGCCAUGGUAGAUUGUGGUCAAGACGACUUGGAAGUUUGUAAAAGUAAACUUAAGACAAGAGAUGGGUUAGAGCGUUUAGCCCUCUACCACAGUUCAAGGUCGACAAAUGCCCAUGGAGCUUGGACUUAUCCUGAAUAUGGCCAUGGGGAUUUAUCAGCUGCCUUUCCCCGCCGAGCCGCUGUUAAAGGUUGCAUUACUGCUUUGCAUACGCCAGUUAGUGCUGUGCUUAUGGAUAAGGAUAGUGGACAAUAUAAGGGUGUUAGAUUAGCAUCAGGUCAAGAUUUGUUUAGCCAUCACCUUGUUUUGGAUCCAACCUUCACCGUUACAUUGGCACCAACUUCAUCUCCACCAAACCUUCUAAGAGAAGGUCUUCAAGUUUUAAGUCUGAAAGAUGAUAAAGGAAAGGUGGCUAGGGGAAUAUGUAUUACAGCCAGUUCCUUGAAGCCAGAUGUAUCAAAUUGUGUGCUUGUAUGUCCUCCCAGAUCUUUGUGCCCCGAACAGGAUACCUCAAUCUGGAUUAUCCAGAUAUGUGGCAGUUUGGAAACGGGUGUUUGUCCAAAGGGCAUGUUUCUGCUGUACUUUUCAGCUCUAUGUGAAGAUGCUGAGCAAGGAAAAAGGUUGCUACAAGCAGUCAAGAAUGCUCUUCUCACACUUCCUAUGUCUGGAAAUCCUGAAAGAGCUUCCACAGUUCAAGGUGAAAAAGCAGAAGUAAAACCCACCUUAAUUUGGAGCACGUUGUAUAUUCAGGAGCUGACUAUGGAUCAACACGAAUAUCUUAUUUCAACUCCCAUGCCAGAUGGAAAUCUGUGCUACAAUGAUCUGUUAGAUGCAACUGUGCUGCUUUUCCAGAAGUUGUAUCCAAAUGAAGAAUUCUUUCCCGAGACACCUGAGAAUUUGGAGGAUGACAUUCUGAUUAAUCUAGAGGAUUAAUAGUGGUUUGCUGGACUCAAGUCGGUGUGUGUACUGUGCAUCCCAACAUGUUACUGAAAUUAUUGACACAUGCGGCCUUGGUCAUUGCUGAAGAGGAUAGGCACAAGUGAUGCUUGUAUUUGUUCCAUUGUUCACCACUUAUUGUGAUAGAGGAUGAGGCUGGUACUAAAUUUCUUCAAAACAAGUUUCCAAACUAAAGUCUUUAUCAUGAGUAAUGAUGAGAAAACCUUAACUCUCUGGUUAGCUACUAUACUUUAUUGCUAUGCACAAAUCAGGAAUAGGAGCAGAAGCCAGACAUUUGUGCUCGUAGUUUUACAGACUAGAUCCUCUUACUUUCAACUCUUGAGUGAGCUGGGCUUGAUUUUGUACUUUGUUUUUCUCACUGUCUUGCUGGAUUUAAUUUUCUAGAUUAUUUGUAUGCAAGAACCUCCACUUGGGGUGUGUUCUUACUGUUAAUCUUUUGUACUUGCCCUGUUGUAAUGAAUUUCUGCUUGUUCUGAAAAAAAAGAAGAAAAAAGUAAGAGGAGAUCUGUGUU